Messenger RNA from Brachypodium distachyon (stiff brome), 895 nucleotides. RefSeq names its product 60S ribosomal protein L9. The record is from RefSeq and is a predicted model, not a curated record. The coding region runs from base 98 to 667 and encodes 189 amino acids. Gene Ontology annotation, cellular component: ribosome; cytosolic large ribosomal subunit. Lineage: Eukaryota; Viridiplantae; Streptophyta; Magnoliopsida; Poales; Poaceae. Gene Ontology annotation, molecular function: rRNA binding; structural constituent of ribosome. The transcript has 3 exons. Gene Ontology annotation, biological process: cytoplasmic translation.
CAUCAGCCUCACUCCUUCUCCCCUCGCGAUCCCGAACCCUCUCCCCCUGCCGCCGCCGCCGCCGCGCGCCGCCGCCACAAACCAAAGCCCGGCGGAGAUGAAGACGAUCCUGGCGUCGGAGACGAUGGAGAUCCCGGAGGAGGUGACGGUGAAGGUGGCGGCCAAGAUGAUCACGGUGACGGGGCCCCGGGGGACGCUGACCCGCAACUUCAAGCACCUCAACCUCGACUUCCAGCUGCAGGAGGGCGGGCGGAAGCUCAAGGUGGACGCCUGGUUCGGCACCCGCCGCACCAUGGCCGCCAUCCGCACCGCCAUCUCCCACGUCCAGAACCUCAUCACGGGGGUCACCAAGGGGUUCCGCUACAAGAUGCGCUUCGUCUACGCUCACUUCCCCAUCAACGCCUCCAUCACCUCGGGAAACAAGGCCAUCGAGAUCAGGAACUUCCUCGGCGAGAAGAAGGUGAGGAAGGUGGACAUGCUCGAUGGUGUCACCAUCUUGCGGUCCGAGAAGGUGAAGGAUGAGCUCGUCCUCGAUGGCAAUGACAUCGAGCUCGUCUCUCGCUCCGCCGCACUUAUCAACCAGAAAUGCCAUGUGAAGAAGAAGGAUAUCAGGAAGUUCUUGGAUGGUAUCUAUGUCAGCGACAAAGGCGCCAUCAAGGAGGAAUAGUUAGCUUCCUUUCCCUCGGUAGCCAGAAGCAAAAACCGUCCUGGGGAUCGUUUACAAUUCCUGUUUCCGUCUACUGUGUUCUUAAUGUCUUUGGGAUUGCACUCUUGAAUUUUUUGGAGGACUGAUUUUUGUACUGGGGGUUAAUCUUGAGGAUGCGCAAUGGAACAUGUCAUCAUUAUCCUACAUCUUGUUACUGUGUGAUUAGUUAAAAGUUUAGCUUUUCCUCAA